Diversispora eburnea is the source of this 1896-nucleotide messenger RNA. The record is from the annotation of a GenBank genome assembly. Lineage: Eukaryota; Fungi; Glomeromycota; Glomeromycetes; Diversisporales; Diversisporaceae.
AUGCGAGAAGGAACACUAUCUUUACGCCCGACCAUAGCCGACGUAGUAAAUGACGCUCAACUUCUUAAAGCCGUUGACAUUUUAAAAGAAAAAACAUCGGCGUCUGCAUAUUCGUUGGCGAGUAUGUUGAGCGUUGUCAAGUACGUUCUUGGCAAACCCUACUUCCCAGAAACCGUUUUUGGAAAUAAAAAAACGGUAGCUUUUGAAUUUAAAGGACAAAAUUACAUUGUUGAAUUCACAUGUAAAGGUCCUUCCGAAGUUAACGCGACUCCUAUGGACGUUGACACACGUAUCGGAAAUAAUGGUUUAAAUAACCACGUUCAACACGCCUCGUCGUUGUCCUCGUCUCCACAAGUUUUACAACCUACCAUCGCUGACAUCCUCGGAGACGCUAAAACACUCAGACUUAUAGAAUUACUUCAACAGAAAACUAAAGAAUCACCAAUGAAAUUAGCCAGUUUACUUUGUAUCGUUAAAGCUGUAUUUGACGACGUGGGUAUAAAGGAUCGAUUAUUUCAAAAUAAAAUCAAAUUUUUACAUGGUAAUCAUGGUAAUAUCAUGCAAGAAUACAUGAUCGAGUUUGAAGAUCCACGUAGACCGGAUGAUCUUGCUUUCGAGACAAAAAAUGAGCAAAAUGGAAAUAAUUUCAAUAUUUCUCAAGAUUCAAAAACAAACGUCUUUAAAACUGAUGUUCAUCAUCACGAUGACGAUGAAGAUAUGAUGGAUGAAUUAGAGAAAGAUGAAAUUGUGGAAGAGAAUCCACCAGAAAACGAGUUGUGGCGUACACAUAUUCCUUCAAUUGUUACGAAAAGAAAGCAUAAUGCCGAUAGUCCUCAUUCCGAAGAUGAACAAUGUGUUCAACAACCUAUAUCUACUAAAAGACGUUCUACGGACAAACAUAAGGCGCCUCCCUUAAGUUGUGAAGCUGUCAAACGUCUCUUCACAGGAAUUACUAAGACAACUCUACUUCAAAGAUUGGAGGAGUCUAAAACAUUAAUCGCUUCCAUAAAGGAUAGCUACGCAAAUAUUCGACCGUCAACAUCACCUAAUUUAAAUUCAUCACCUCGUUUGAAUCUUUUGUGUCAUCUACUUCAAUCACCUCCAACCUCUCGAAUUGAUGGUAUUUCUUCCAAAGUUUUUUCAAAUUUGGAACUUUAUAAAUUAUUUACCACAUACAACGCUUAUAAGGAAGAAGUUGCGCAAAAUACUCAUCUCGAUACCUUAAACUCACCCAAUAAACGAAAUCAUACAUCACCUUCAUCUGAUCCGAUGUCACCGAUAACCUUUCCAACAUAUUCUUCAUUCAUUGACCCAACUGUUACUUUACAUAUUAAAGAACAAACUGGUGGUAAAGAAGUAGGAAAGCACCGUUUAAAUUGUGCAUGGAGACUUAGUAUACUGUGCGAAUUAUUGGGAAAGGGAGUAUUGUUGAUGACCAAAGAAUUGAGUGGAGCGAAAUUGGAGAGAAUUCUUGUUGAAGAAUUUUCUAAGCUUGUAGACUUCUUGAAAAACCCCGAAAAUCAUGAUUGGGUUGUUAAUAUAAGAGAGAAGAUGGAAUUGGUUGGAUUUGAUGAAGUUUAUGCACCAUUAGCCGAAGCAGAUAUAGAUAAUAGUGCAAUUACUGGAUCGUCACAAAAUUCCAUGAAAUCCAAUAUGGGAAUGAGUAACGGUGGUCACGUAGACAUCCCUGUCAUUACAUUUGCUAUUGACAAUAUCGCUCAACAUUCGCAAGUGAUUGACCCAAGAUUAGCAAUGCCAUCAGAAGAAGAAAUUAUGCGUCAUGGACAACAACAUUACACGGAAGUAGAUCAAAAAGGUGAACCCAUUCCAUCCAUGAGAGUUCCUGGUAACGGACGUCAACUUACCUUUGUCAAAGGUGCUAAUCAAAAAUAUUGA